Oenanthe melanoleuca is the source of this 10062-nucleotide messenger RNA. RefSeq names its product solute carrier organic anion transporter family member 5A1 (gene SLCO5A1). Gene Ontology annotation, molecular function: protein binding. The transcript has 9 exons. The record is from RefSeq and is a predicted model, not a curated record. Lineage: Eukaryota; Metazoa; Chordata; Aves; Passeriformes; Muscicapidae. Gene Ontology annotation, biological process: transmembrane transport; sodium-independent organic anion transport. The coding region runs from base 6 to 2546 and encodes 846 amino acids. Gene Ontology annotation, cellular component: membrane.
CCAGCAUGGCCUCGGCGGAGACCCCGGAGCAGCGGCUCCCCGGGGCGGAGCGGCCGGCGGCGGCGGGGGGCCGGGCGGAGGCGCCGCGGUGCCGCAGUCUGCCCGCGCUCGGCUCCCCCCUGGCGGCCGGGGGGGGCGGUGGCGGCCCCGCCGCGGGACCGGCUCCCGAGGCCGAGCGGGGCCGGGGCGCCGCCGCCGAGGCUUCCCGGCCCCCCGGCAGAGGCGGCGGGAGCUUCCCCUGGAAGACGGAGGGCGGCCAGCCGGCGGCGCCCGGCCGAGGGGUAUCCCUGGGCCCCCCGCUGCUGCUGCCGCCGCCGCCCGCGCUGCUGCUGGCGGGCCCCCCGGGCAGAGCGUGCCUGCGGGCAGUGCUGGCGGACUCGCGCUGCUUCCUGGUGUGCAUGUGCUUCCUGACCUUCAUCCAGUCCCUCAUGGUCUCCGGCUACCUGAGCAGCGUCAUCACCACCAUCGAGCGGAGAUACAGCCUCAAGAGCUCGGAGUCGGGGCUGCUGGUCAGCUGCUUCGACAUCGGGAGCCUGGUGGUGGUGGUCUUCAUCAGCUACUUCGGGGGUCGCGGGCGGAGGCCGCUCUGGCUGGCCGUAGGGGGGCUGUUCAUCGCCCUGGGCGCUGCGCUCUUCUCCUUACCUCACUUCAUCUCUCCGCCGUACCAGAUCCAGGAGCUGAACUCCUCCGUCACGAACGAGGGCUUGUGCGUGGCUGGCAAUGGCACUGCCGCUGCCAAAGAGCAGUGGGACACAUCGGCCUGCGCCAAGGACGCCGGCGGAAAUGACCACUCUCUCUAUGUAGCUUUAUUCAUUUGUGCCCAAAUCCUCAUUGGCAUGGGCUCGACACCCAUCUAUACCUUGGGACCAACCUACUUAGAUGACAAUGUCAAGAAAGAAAACGCCUCGCUUUACCUAGCCAUCAUGUAUGUAAUGGGAGCACUUGGACCUGCAGCUGGAUACUUAUUAGGAGGACUUCUUAUUGGUUUCUAUGUUGAUCCUAGGACGACUGUGUACAUUGACCAGAGUGAUCCCCGAUUCAUUGGAAACUGGUGGAGUGGAUUUCUCCUUUGUGCCAUUGCUAUGCUCCUUGUGAUAUUUCCCAUGUUUACCUUUCCGAAAAAGCUCCCUCCUCGACAUAAAAAAAAGAAAAAGAAGAUGAAUUCUGAUGAUGUUUCAAGUGAUGAUGAUGUGAUGAAGGAGAAAACAAGUAGCAAAACAGAAACAGAUAGUUCAGUUUCUGCCUCUAUGGGAUUUGGAGAGAAUGUUAAAGAGCUUCCAAGAGCAGCUGUCAGGAUCUUAAGCAACAUGACAUUCCUUUUUGUGAGUUUGUCAUACACAGCUGAGAGUGCCAUUGUCACAGCUUUUAUUACCUUCAUUCCCAAGUUCAUCGAGUCACAGUUUGGCAUCCCAGCUUCCAAUGCCAGCAUCUACACUGGUGUGAUUAUUGUCCCAAGUGCUGGUGUUGGUAUUGUCCUAGGUGGCUACAUUAUAAAAAAGCUGAAACUUGGUGCAAGAGAGUCUGCAAAGUUGGCUAUGAUCUGCAGUGGUGUAUCUCUGCUGUGCUUUUCAACACUCUUCAUUGUUGGAUGUGAAAGCAUUAAUCUAGGGGGAAUAAAUAUACCUUACACAACUGGUCCCACUCUUGCCAUGGCCCACAGGAAUCUGACUGGAAGCUGCAAUGUUAACUGUGGAUGUAGGAUUCAUGAGUACGAGCCUGUCUGUGGAUCAGAUGGAAUAACAUAUUUUAAUCCUUGCCUAGCUGGCUGCAUCAGUGGUGGAAACCACAGCACAGGGGUCAGAAAUUACACAGAGUGUGCCUGUGUGCAGAGUCGCCAGGUGAUCACCCCUCCGACAGUGGGCCAGCGCAGCCAGCUCCGGCUGGUGAUUGUCAAAACCUACCUGAAUGAGAACGGCUACGCCGUGUCCGGCAAGUGUGACCGAACCUGCAACACGCUCAUCCCGUUCCUCAUCUUCCUCUUCAUUGUAACCCUUAUAACAGCAUGUGCCCAGCCAUCAGCAGUCAUUGUGACACUCAGGUCUGUGGAAGAUGGGGAGCGACCCUUUGCACUAGGAAUGCAGUUUGUUUUAUUAAGAACUCUUGCUUACAUUCCCACUCCAAUUUAUUUUGGGGCUGUUAUUGACACCACGUGCAUGCUUUGGCAGCAGGAUUGCGGCGUACAAGGAUCUUGUUGGGAAUACGAUGUCACCUCGUUUCGUUUUGUCUACUUCGGGUUGGCAGCUGCUCUCAAGUUUGUGGGAUUCUUUUUUAUUUUCCUGGCCUGGUAUUCCAUAAAGUGCAAAGAAGAACAACUGCAGAGACAGAGUUGGAGGGCUUCGCCGGUGAACACUGUGAGUGAGAUGGUUGGACAAGCUGGACCCCAACAAAACUAUGCACGGACUAGAUCCUGCCCUACCUUCAGUUCCCAAGGAGACAUCAGUGUGGCACAAGGAAUGAACUGCUUAGCACAGACCUACCCUGGCCCUUUUUCAGAAGCAAUAAAUUCCUCAAAUGAAAAUGCAUUGGAAGAAGUUGUUGAGAUAUAGACCCCUGGCUUGGUAAUGUAAUAUUUAGUUUUGUUGGUUGACUUAGUUACGGCGCCUUGUAAAACACCUGUGCCUUCUAUUUUUAAUCUAAAUGUAACACGUGAUAAAACCAACAAAGCUUGAUGCAAACAACCAUAAUAUGUUCCUGAGGGCUGGAUACCUCAAACCAACCCAAGUUCUUAUUUCUCCCCUCCUGACGAUGGAGUUUUAAAAAUUGUGUUUGUAAUUAUUUCAGAUGUGUCCAUUAAAUGUCCAUGCUCUGAUCUAAUAUCAUUGUAAAGUUGAGGUGUUACAAACAGCAGAAGUCAGUGGAAGAGUGACAAAAAUUCAUAUUGUUGAUGUCUAGACUCACAAAAAUGCUUAAAUGUAUUGUCAACUUCAUAUCCGCAAAUUGUAUUUUUAAGAGAUGAGUAAUUACUGUGAGUUCUGCUACAAAGCACAACCUAUUUAAACUAUGCAACUUCUUUGGAUAAUUGUAUGUGCAGCAAAUUAAGUUUAAAGCUUGCUUUUAAAGACAUUACUGCAACUGAAUUUGAAAGGGGCUAUUUUCAGGCGUGUUCAUUAAAUUAAAAAAUAACAUAAAGUUUAAAGUACUGUUAAUAACAUGUCAAGCCAUACAAGAUUUAUGCAUCAGGUAACGUUUGCAAAUGUUGAGUUGUAACAUCUUUAUCCUGUCAAAAGGUGCAUUAAUUUUCACUUGAUGGGAUGUAGUCAUUCUUCACAAAGUAUAUAGAAUACUAUAAUACUUGAAGUAAAAAACUUCAGUAUUGGUUUAUAGUAACAUUAAGAUGUAGAAAUCAUACACACAUACCAGAGCAGAUACGUGCAUAUUUCUGCAAUGUUAUUUGGGUGGCUGUUACUAGCACCAAGUCCAUACUUUCCUGAAGAAGAAAACAGCUGGGUAUAACUUGACAGGAAGUUUGGCUGUCCUUCAGAACUGCAUGCCAGUCUAGUUCAGCUUCAGUGGGAAGGUCCUGAGGGAGAGCCUUGUCUGGUGCUGGGACCUGGCGGGUCCCUGGCAGCCAGCAGCAGCAGAGCUCAGGCUGCAGGAGGGAGCAGAGCAGCCUGCCCACCGUGGUGCCAGCCGGGAGGCUCUCCCUGCUCUCCUGGCACCCAGGACAGCUGGGAGGGGAGGGCUGGUGACACCCAGCACUGGGCAGCCAGGUGGGACAGGCAUGCAGCUCCUGGCUGUGUGGUUUGUCCCACAUGUCUGCCUUUGCUUCCCUCAGCUUCACUGGAAGCUCCUGUGAAGCCAAAGGGUGAGUUUGUCUCUCCUUUGGCCCUCCGGGUGAAGGGCUAAGAAUAGAAAUAGAAAUUACUGGUGAGUGUGGACUCACAGGACAUGAUGUGGCCUUUGUUUGUUCCAAAUUACUGUAGUGUGUUCUCUCCCUGGGAGAUGCUGAGACUUUCCAGUCAAACGUGCUUGGCAUUUCAUUUUUUGCUCUGGAGGCUUUGUAGUGCCAUGCUCACAAGGUACUAAUGAUGUCUCAAAGGGCAGAAAAUUAUGUCAGUUGGACACUGGCAAGUCAAGGCUGUAUUGGGCCCUGCAGGGGAACUCUUAGAAGUGUAAGAAAUUAAAAAGCAGUCUUCUAAGAGGACUCAGUGAUAGUCUGGUUUGGAUUUUGCAGAGUAGAGAACUUGUGUGCAAAGGAAAGAGCAGAGCUUCUACAUAUUUUUGAAGAGAGUUAUUCCUGAUUUGAUUUUUCACUUUAGAACAUAUAUAUUGAUCAAACACUAUAUGGAACCAAGUCCUUGAAAAUAAAGGCAGUACUCUCCUUGGCAUCCAUUGAGUUGUCCUGGGAAGAGUAGAUUUCCCUCUCUGCCUUUGCCAAAUGCCUUUUGUCAUCACCUGGAUCCUCUUGACCAGCACAUGGGACUACCCAUGGGGCUGCUUAUUUCAGAAUGUCUCAGUCCAUUUAUGUAGUUUGUAACAAUUCUUACUCUUCCUGUCUGAAAACUCUGAUUCUUCUACCCCAAACCUAGAGAAAUAUUGUUUUGAUCUCUUCCUGCUAUUCUGUCCAUAUUAACAGCUUUUUUUGGUUAAGUGUGAGAAUGUCUUUUCCUCUUAUGCAGCCACCAGAUACAAUGUGUCCUCAGUCAUCACACACUUUCUGUGAUAACUGGGUCCUACACUUCUUGUCCUGAGAAAUAGAUUUCCUUGGCUCAAAGGUGUUUGAUAUAUAUGCUGUAGGAGAUCGGCGUAGAUGAUAAAAAUGUUUCUUUUUCUUCAGUCUCAAAUGCUUGUUGCACCAAGAAUUUUCUACCAUUGCAAAAAAUGGCAAAGUAAUAGGACAAAGUGUAAUUGCAGCCUAGCACUCAUCCAUUUUUAUCACUUCCCCAUUUUAAUCAUCACAGGGAGAAGUGAAGAGUGACAAUCUUUUCAAAUACCUCAGAAACAGAGCAUUUAGGGAAUUGUAAAAGGCUGAAGAUUCAUCAUCUAUCCUGAUCUCUUAUAUUUCAUGCCUUGUGUGCUUCUAUUUCAUACAAAAACCAAGGGAGAGCAGAUUAGGAGUGUCAGGAACUAAUGGCACUAAACCAAAGAAUGGGAGUGAUAAAAAGUGGCACUUCUGCAGCUGCUGGUGUUUCUGAACUUUCAGGAGAUUUCAGAGCUUGUUGCAAUGAAGACUGUCUACUUUUUAGGUUAUCCUGACCCUUCAACUUACAAGAACAUUCAGAUUUCCUAAACGAUUGAAAAAGUGGAAUGUAGAAAGAAAGAUGUUAAUUUCAGAAAUACUGAAGCCUUCUUUACACACUUUCAAUUUUAAUUUUUAAUUAUAAAUUAAAUUUUAAUUUUUCUUUGAGAAUUAUAUGCAAAACAAAAUGUAAUUCCUUACUUUUCAAACAAAUUUUUUCCUAGUUUUGGGUAUAGAUAAUUUUGGCAGUGUAAAUAAAUUUCUAUAAAAUCAAUUAAGCAUCCUCUGAAAGAAAGCAAGCCCAAACUCUGGCCAGUUUUUGAUUAUUUCCUGAAGGAGGGUUUCUCAUGAGUAAUCUAUAAUAGUCUAAACUAAGCCAAUAAAGGUAUGCAGGGGAAACACAUUCACUCCCUAGAAGUGUCAGUUGCAGCAUUGUCAUUGACUGGUGUAUGGGCUGAGACCUGCUGAACAAACACUGUGCUCUGAGGCUGUCAUUGCUGGAGGAAGCAGCAUCUCCAGACAUUGAGUGCACCCCUAGCAGUGAUCAUGGUCAACACAUGGUGCUAAACCAACUUUACAGGAACUAAAAAAGAACUUUGCCUGUCAUCCAGUGAAGGGGCUGUUUUCCUACUGUGAGAUCCUCUCACCAUAGAACAUAAAAUUCCAUCAAGCUGUAAUUCUUGCUGCCUUCCCUCUCUGUCCCUGAACACAGAAGGUUUGGUAGCAGUGAAUACAAGGAGAGGUGAAGCAGGUCCUGCUCACCACAGGCUGCUGUUGGUAGCAAACCCAAGUCACCUGCAGCUUAUAGCCAGUGAUAACAUGGAGCAGCAACAUCUGGUGAUGGUGAAAGUGCCACCAUGCCCUCAUAGGGACAGACUAACUCCCUCUUCUACCACUUAAUUCUGUUUUAGAGUGGGGAACAUGAGAGAAGAAGUAGCCCAAAUAUAUGGACUUGAGUGAAAAGGUUAAUUGUCCCUUCUUAGCCUCCCAUUAACCCUUGUUUCCUCAAAAAGGAAAGAACUUCAGAAUGGAUGCAGCCAUGGCCAUGGGUGAUUAUGAAUGCAGCACCCUCAGGAGAUAAUUUGUAGAUCUUUGCAGGGCUGGAAUAAUUUGGAAGAGUUAGACUCGCCAUGUUUCCAAUUUUAGUCAGAAGCCCUCUGGUUUUGGUUCCCUUUCUUCCCCUUGAUAAAAUAUGGUAUAAUUUGGAACCAAUGACAUUUUAUAGCCUUUCAGUACAGUGUGAGCACCUUUGAAUAUUAUGGUUCAAUUUGUAUUUAUUUGGAAACUUUCAGUCCUUUGGUCAGCCUAUAUAUCUUUAAAAGUGCAUGUAGUAACAUGCAGUUCUUCAGAACUUACGUAAGUGGAGGCACAAAUCUCCUACUAAGUAUUAGAAAUGUACAUUUGAAAGGUCCUAAAUUAAUUGCAAACAAUUAAUUACUUGAAUAUAGUGUUUUCAAAAAUACAUAUUUUUUAAUAUUGCUUAUUAAUUUGUAGUAUUAGCUAUUCAUUCAUUAUGGUUCUGAUCCAGCAGAACACUUAAAUAUGUGAGUAAAUUUAUAUAUUUAAGUAAUGCACUUGAAAAUAAUGCACAUAUGUGUGGGACUGAAUCCUGUCUGCAUUGAAAAAAAAAUUCCUUUAUCCAAAGAGUAUUUCUAUGAUGAGUGCUUCCCCCAUGGAUUCAGUGAUAAUUGUAACCAGACUAGCACAAAGUAGUGCUUGAGUUCUCUCCUGUGGCAUUCAGGUGUGGCUACUUACAUAUCCAGCAAUGGAGGCACGCUGUCAUUUUCACAUAGAAUUCAAAUUCAAAAUAUUUUGCGGGAAUGGUUUAAGAUUCAGUCUUGCUCUUCCUGCCAUUCACUUACUUUAUGAAUUUCUGUCUGAAAACCUGUGUUGCAUGGGAGAUAGAUUAAAUAAAGGCAUCCUUCUGACCUUAGAGCCAAUGAAAUUGCUCAGGUAAUGCUGUAGACUCGAAUUGUGCCCUUGCACAGAAUUUACACCUCGAGGUUCAGAUGACAAGUUGUCAGUAUCCCGCACAAAUGGAACAGUGGAACCUGCUCAGUGGAAUUUCAGAGAGCAUGUCUGGGACAGGGGUCAGCACCCUCUGCACUCUUCUUGUAGGUUCUCCCCCAAAAUGCCUGAAUAAUUGCUGCCUUACUGCUCUUUUCUGUGCAUGUGAUACCACAGCUCUUCAUGGUGUUAUAUUGACAUAAAACUGAUGAUGAUAAAUAGGCCCAAAGUGUCUUACUGCUAUUUUGGAGCCACAUUCUUGGCCUCACCAGUCCAAUGUUGGAGCUGAAGAGCUAGGCCAUACCUUGUGUUGGAAGUUAACAAGCUGGUGCUUUAGCAAGUGUGUGUGAACUAGGGAAUAUCAAGCUUGUUUAACUUUUAUACUCUAUUCACUCUAUUACUACUCUUUUUGGAGGUGGAAGACAAAAACUUCCUAAGCAGGUUUAUCUUUUUCUGUUUUCUCAUAGUGUGUCUCUUACAGUAGCUUAGGAGAUGCCAUGCUGCAUGCUUCAGAAUCUGGCUUCCCCCAGCUGAAGCCAUCCAGCUGUGGUUGCUUUCCAGGGGCUCUAAACACCUGGUAACAGAGAUUUACCAGGACUGUGACCUGCAUAGUCAUUGCUUUGGACAGUGUUUGCUACCUAUAGAUUAAACCUGUAAUCAACACAUUUCAGGUUCUUCACAUAUUGGACUUGAUGCUUUGAAUGUUUUCAUCACUUCAGAGUGCUUAGAAGAUGGGCAGUCAAUAUCAUGGUGGUAGAUGUAUUCUUUGGUAGGGAAUUAGGGCUUUCUUCUUUUUUCUUUUCUUGUUUUCUUCUUUUUUUUUUUUUUUUUCCUUGUUUGACAAAUAGCAAUUAAAAAAGAUUGCAUGUAAACAUUGUCACAGAGUAGAGAUGUGGAGCCUUCAGUGUGAGGAUGGGGUAUGGGCAGGGUUCACAUGAUUUGUCCCAUUUAUACUGAAUAUCACUUAUAUAUGUUACUUUGUGGCCAAAGGUUCAAAAGCCUACCUGAUCCUUAGGAAGGAAGUUUUUCCUAUAUUUUCCUCAUAAUUUGUUGUGUAAAUUAAGGAGGAAAGUUAAUACUACCCAUGUCCCGUGGCCAUAUCCAUUACAUUAAACUGCAGUUAGUAACUACAAUUACUAAUUUUAGCAGUCACCCCUCCACUCCUUCAAUUCAGCUAUUUUUUUUGUUAAUACAGCCUCUUAAACACAGAUGUAGCUCUGCAAUUUCAAAGUUGCUCCAAAGUCUUCUUGACUUCAAGUGUUACAGAAUAGAUGCUUAUUUAUCUGGGUUCCAUUCUACUCUUCUAAUUAUUGCAUUAUCCAUUGUGUGUAUUGUAUUUUUUUAUUUUUUCAGUUUCAAACAGUGGUCACAAUGUUAUUCUGUAAGAAUGUUUUGUUCAUUAUAUAGAAUAGGUAAAAAGCUGUGGAAUUAAUGAAGGGCUACAAAAAGCAUCCAAAAUGUUGUUCACCUUGAGGAAGGGUGAGACAGCUUGAUAAUCUCUGGACAAAAGACUAAACAACACUGUGGUGCUAAUAGGUACUGAAGUAUUUUAUGAUGUAUUCACUUUGACUUAAAUGACAUAUUCAAGGCAUGUCAAUGAUGCAACUGCAUGUGUUUCUGUUCCAGAAGUCUGGACUGCUCUGACAAAGACAGUGUUUGUAGUUCCUGGUGGGCCAAUUCCAACCUAGCUCUUCUGUGGGAAAGUAGUUUCAGGAGUCUGUGUAGGAUUUGGCUCAGCACUAUUAGGUAAAGUCAAAGCUGCACAGACCACAGAAGUCUUAUGUAGAAUGUAUUCAGCCUGCUGUAGCAAGUUACUUUAGUUGCUUUGCUUAAGCAGGAGCUAAAAAUAAAUUCUGUAGUAAUGUCAAGAAACACUGGGCUAAAUUCUGGAACCACUUAACCAAAUAAUAUUAGCAAGCAUUUGAAGUAAAAUGAGGAUUGAGAUCUGAAAUAUGAAUGUUCUUUCAUGGAAUACUAGAAAGAGAGGGGUAGAAUAAGAGCAAAUUCUGUCUCAUGGAAAGGAAAAAGGCCAAAUCUGGUUGACUUUAAAGUGAGCUAUGAUUUACAAAAGGGGGGUUUUGUUUUAAAAUCUUGAAGACAAAAUUUCUGUUUUGAAUUCUGAACCGUUUUUUGUUUGUGUUACUGUGCCCAGGCUGCUCAUGCAGGGCAGGUGUCUGUGUUCUAAAUAGCACUGAAAGCACUAAUAGCACUGAUCACUCUUCUGACCAACAGGCCAGAAGUUUUGCCUCUGUAGCAAACUCCAUAUUUGAAAACUUGGAGGGAAAUUUCCAAACAAAACAAAACAAAUAUGUACAAAAUGAUCCAAAGCUGAGUUUCAAUAAAGAAAAGAAAACGUUGUGUCAGUGAGAUCCACAGUUGAGUGGAGGCUUUCCUGAAAGAAGACUUGCUCUUUUCACCAGCUGAGCACAUGGGAGUUUGGCCCCUGGCUGCAGUGCAUACCUCUCUCUACCAAAUGAUUUGUGCAGAACAGCAACAGUCUCAGUAGUAUUGUAGGAGCAUGGAGUGGGCACACUGCCUGUAACUGUUUAGUUUUUUAAAAACUCAUUAUUAAGCAAAUAUGUAGAGUAUUAAGGAAAUUUGUAGAGUAUGUCUGACGGUAUGAGUGUGUGGGUGCUGUGCUGUGGUAAAAAGAGAAUAAUUGGUUUAUGCUGGGUAUUUUUGCAUACUUUAGGCUCCUGUAUGUUUUUUUUUUUUUUCUUUUUAAUUUAUAUUUAUUUCUCAGCAGAGCUUAGAGUAAUUUUAAAGUUAUAUAACCCAUGAUUUAAUGAAAUCUGCUGUCAGCAUCUGUUGUAAACACGUGUUUACAAAACAAACUCUUGAAUACUUGAUACUUGGAAAUAAAAAAUAGCAUAUCA